Messenger RNA from Ceraceosorus bombacis, 759 nucleotides. NCBI's taxonomy places the organism in Eukaryota, Fungi, Basidiomycota, Exobasidiomycetes, Ceraceosorales, Ceraceosoraceae. The record is from the annotation of a GenBank genome assembly.
AUGCGCUUCACGCUCCUUGCACUCUUCGCAGCGGCACUCGCUGCUGCACCCGCGCUCGCCAUUGAGCAAGUCGAGGACUUUGAGGCGCCCGAUUUCAAGCCAGUGACCCAGCCUCCCUACACGGGCACAGUGUUUGAUCCAGCACAGACAAAUGCAGGUGGCACAACCAACUCAGCAGGAACCUUUGCCGUCUCCUCCUUGGCCAAAUCUUUUUCCUACUCCUUCGACAGCAACAUUCCCCAGACAUCUUCCUUUGCUCUGAGCAGCGUUCAGUUUGGCUCACCCCAGGCUCAAGUCACACCUGGCUUCUACACCGACCCUACAAACACUGCCGUCGGCUUCUUCACGCCUUCGAGCUCUGAAGGCAGACCUAGCAUUACUUCGAGCGUUUCUGUGCAGGCCGUGCCCACCGCACCUGCGGAUGGUGCAAUGAUCAAGGCACCCCAACAUUUGGGCACCGUGGCCAUUGCUGGAGCUGUUGCCGUCUUGGGUGCCGUGUUUGCCCUAUAAAUAGGUGCGAAGGGGUGCAAAAGUGAGUGGAAGAAGAAGGCGGCGGCGUCUACCUGGCAUUGGAACGGUGCGCGGAGCGGAGGGUGCAAUUCGUGGGCUGUCGACCCCAACUUGAGGAGUUUCGCCCUGGGCCGCUCUGGACACGCAUCGAUUUGCACCCUCACCGAGCUGACAUUGCACUAAACUCUUCUCGCCGUCAAUCUCGCCUCCCGCAUCAGAUCUCUUCUCUAUACCACGGCGUCGCGCUAA